Messenger RNA from Striga hermonthica, 3846 nucleotides. The record is from the annotation of a GenBank genome assembly. NCBI's taxonomy places the organism in Eukaryota, Viridiplantae, Streptophyta, Magnoliopsida, Lamiales, Orobanchaceae.
AUGUCAUCUCCCUCAGCCAAGGUCGAGUCACUGUCGUCAGUGCCUAGCCCCAAGGCUCUGGAGUCUGCCGGGAUGGCAAAACGACAUGGACCCGACUCGAACUGGACCGACCCGGAGCAUUUGGGGCGACCCAAACCUGCCCCGUUUCUAAAAUGGGGUCGGGCCUGGCCCGACCUGUUAACUAAGCGGGCCAAGUCCGGGUAUUUCGCGAAUAGAAAAUCGCCUCUCAAAUUGUCAGCCGCCAUGGCCUCACUCCCUAUUCCUCUCUCUCUUACUCUAUCUUCACUGGCCAAAACGCCCAGCAGCAAGCCUUCUCCUUCUCUGUUCAAGCAAUAUCUCAAUUCCCGACCUCUACAGCUGUUCCAGCCCAACACCCCCUCUCACUUCACAGCCCUCUACAAACUUCCGAGCCCCAGUUCUCCCGUUGAAUCUUCUCCUCAGCUGUCGGACGACGAUAACGACCCAGACUUCGAUGAAGAGGACGACGAAGAUGACUUGGAUUCGGAGGAGUACGAGCCAGUUUCUGCCGAUAUCCAGGACGACAGUGAGCAAGAAGAAGAUGAUGAAGACGACGAGGAGAAUGCUGGUGUCGGCGUGAGCGGCCGCGACUCGAGAUAUGAAGAGUUCAAGUGGCAGAGGGUGGAGAGGUUUAGGAAUGAAGUGAGGGAAUUCGGCAAGGACAUCAUUGAUGUCGAGGAGUUGGCCUCAGUUUACAACUUCAGAAUUGAUAAAUUUCAGCGAUUGGCUAUCCAAGCAUUCUUGAGAGGUUCUUCAGUUGUAGUUUCUGCACCAACGAGUAGUGGAAAAACUUUGAUUGCCGAAUCUGCAGCAGUUGCUACUGUAGCCCGAGGAAGGAGAUUGUUCUACACUACUCCUCUAAAGGCAUUGUCGAACCAGAAGUUCCGUGAUUUUCGUGAGACAUUUGGUGAUGCGAAUGUUGGGCUCCUUACUGGAGAUUCUGCUGUCAAUAAAGAUGCUCAUAUUUUGAUAAUGACCACCGAGAUUUUGCGCAAUAUGUUGUAUCAAAGUGUUGGAAUGGAUUCCUCUGAAAGUGCACUUGCCCAUGUGGAUGUGAUUGUUUUGGAUGAAGUGCACUACUUAAGUGACAUGUCUCGGGGUACUGUUUGGGAAGAGAUUGUAAUAUAUUGCCCCAAACAAGUGCAGCUAAUAUGUCUGUCAGCAACUGUCGCGAACCCAGAUGAGUUAGCAGGUUGGAUUGGUCAGAUUCACGGAAAAACUGAAUUGGUCACAUCAUCUAAGCGUCCCGUACCUUUGACAUGGCACUUCUCGACAAAGACAUCACUAUUACCACUUCUUAAUGAGAAAGGCACUGGCAUUAAUAGGAACCUGUUGCGCAACCAGUGGCAGCUCGACUCAUCAGGAGGUGACCCAUACGAAGACGAGGGCUCUUGGCAGCGGAAAUCAAGAAAAAAUAAGCUGAACACGUCCACACGCUCAAAAAACGGCAACAAUUUCAAUCGUCGCUCGCAGGUUCCUCAAGUCAUAGAUACUCUCUGGCAUCUCAAAGCGAAGGACAUGCUUCCGGCAGUCUGGUUCAUCUUCAGCAGGAAAGGCUGUGAUGCUUCCGUCCAGUACCUCGAGGACUUCAACCUAUUGAAUGAGUGUGAAAUAACAGAAGUCGAGCUCGCCCUCAAGAGAUUCCGCCUUAAAUAUCCCGAUGCCAUUAGGGAAUCCUCCGUAAAGGGGCUUCUCCGAGGUGUGGCAGCCCACCACGCCGGCUGUCUCCCCCUCUGGAAAUCAUUCAUUGAGGAGCUUUUCCAGAAGGGGCUCGUGAAGGUCGUCUUUGCCACAGAGACCCUCGCUGCGGGGAUCAACAUGCCUGCGAGGACAGCUGUCAUCUCGUCCCUGAGCAAGAGGACAGAGAAUGGCCGGAUCCUCUUGAAUUCCAAUGAGCUGCUACAGAUGGCUGGCCGUGCUGGCCGCAGGGGGAUUGAUGAGAGGGGUCAUGUUGUGGUCAUCCAGACUGCGAACGAGGGUGCGAAGGAGUGCUAUAAGGCCCUCUUCUCGGGGCUCAAGCCUCUUGUGUCGCAGUUUACGGCUUCAUACGGGAUGGUGCUUAAUCUGCUCGCUGGCGCAAAAAUUACCCGUAGCUUGCCCGAACGGGUUGACUCAGAUGUGUCGCGUGCUGGUCGAACGCUGGAAGAAGCAAGGAAGUUGGUUGAACAGAGUUUUGGAAAUUAUGUGGGGAGCAAUGUCAUGGUUGCAGCGAAGGAUGAGCUUGCUAGAGUACAGAACGAGAUACAGAUGCUAGCUUCAGAAAUUACCGAUGAGGCCAUUGAUAAGAAGAGCCGGAAACAGUUGUCAAAAUCAGCUUACCAGGAGAUUGCAUAUCUGCAGGAAGAAUUAAAGGGAGAAAAACUUAUUCGGACUGAACUUCGGAAAAGGAUGGAACUUGAGAGAAUUAAUUCCUUGAAGCCAUUACUUAAGGAGCUUGGAAGAGGUCAUCUAGCUUUUAUAUGCCUGCAGCAUACAAAUUCAGAUGGUAAUCUGACUCAAAUCCCGGCUGUUUAUUUGGGGGAGGUUGACUCUUUAAACACUACUAAAGUAAAGAAAAUGGUUAACGAAUCUGAUUCUUUCGCACUUAAUAAGGAUAUGAUGUCUGAACAUGGCACCGAACCUUCUUACCACGUGGCUCUUAGUUCAGAUAAUUCUUGGUACCUUUUCACAGAGAAGUGGGUCAGAACAAUCUAUAAAACAGGGUUCCCCAAUGUUGCCUUGGCUAUAGGUGAUGCUGUGCCUAGUGAACUAAUGACAGUUCUCCUUGAUAAAGGAGAGAUGCAAUGGGAAAAGGUUGCGGAAUCAGAACUUGGUGGCCUUUGGAGCAUGGAAGGAUCUCUUGAGACAUGGUCUUGGAGUCUAAAUGUGCCAGUCUUGAGUAGUCUUUCUCAAGAUGAUGAGGUUGUGGAAUUAUCUGAAACAUACCGUACUGCCAUAGAACUCUACAAGGACCACAGAAACAAAGUUGCACGUCUGAAGAAAAAGAUAGCACGGACAGAAGGCUUCAAAGAAUAUAAAAAGAUUCUAGAUGUUGCUAAGUUUACUGGAGAGAAGAUACGGAGGUUAAAUGUUAGGUCAAGGCGUCUGGCUACUCGCAUAGAGCAGAUUGAGCCAUCUGGCUGGAAGGAGUUUCUGCAGAUCAGUAAUGUCAUACAUGAAAUAAGGGCACUGGAUAUCAAUUCCCACGUUAUAUUCCCCCUUGGUGAAACUGCUGCAGCAAUACGAGGAGAGAAUGAACUCUGGCUGGCAGCUGUUCUUCGGAAUAAGAUUCUCUUGGACUUGAAACCUGCACAGCUUGCUGCCGUCUGUGGAAGUCUGGUUUCUGAAAACGUUCGGUCCUGGAAAAAUAAUAGCUAUGUAUAUGAAGCUUCCACCACUGUUAUGAAUGUAAUCACCUUCCUGGAAGAACAGAGGAUCUCUCUUUUAGAACUCCAGGAAAAGCAUGGGGUCCAGAUUCCUUGCUGCUUGGACAGCCAAUUCGCCGGCAUGGUUGAAGCCUGGGCUUCUGGUUUAACGUGGAGAGAGAUUAUGAUGGAUUGUGCCAUGGAUGAAGGCGACUUAGCUCGUCUUUUGCGACGAACGAUUGAUCUUUUAGCACAGGUACCUAAAUUGCCAGAUAUCGACCCGCUGCUUAAAAGCAGUGCUGUGAAAGCAUCGAGCGUCAUGGAUCGACCGCCCAUAAAGUCUUACAGGUUGGGAGCUGAUUUCUUCUUUCUGGCCGGGGAAACCGGAAAGGCCUCUCUUUGUUUGCAAUCAGAUGGGCUCUUGAGGCUGCUCUCUUGGAAGGCUGGAGAAGGAUCAUCUGCUGCUUUCAUCAUAAAGAAGUGA